Molecule: messenger RNA, 4779 nt
Organism: Ruditapes philippinarum (Manila clam)
Lineage: Eukaryota; Metazoa; Mollusca; Bivalvia; Venerida; Veneridae
Product: protein NDRG3-like
Exons: 13
Coding region: 114-908 (264 amino acids)
Biological process (GO): signal transduction
Cellular component (GO): cytoplasm
Source: RefSeq, a predicted model, not a curated record
GAAAUAUCCAUGUGGCCACCCAAGGAGAUAGAUCUAAACCAGCUAUAUUUACAUUCCAUGAUGUCGGGUUGAACCAUAUCACUUGUUUCCAAGGUUUCUUCAGUUAUCCUGACAUGGUUCAAAUAAUGAAACAUUUCUGUGUGUAUCACCUUAAUGCCCCAGGCAUGGAGGACGGUGCCAUGAAUCUUAAACCAGAUUCUGAUGCACUUGGCAAUCCUGAGUCUUUAGGCAAGAGGUUUUUCUAUCCAUCGAUGGACGAGCUGGCUGAAGCUGUGCUCACAAUAGCUGACCACUUUGGAGUUAAGAGGUUUAUAGGGUUUGGUGUAGGAUCAGGUGCCAAUAUUCUCUCCAGGUUUGCUAUGAAGCAUCAAUCUCGUGUUGACUCUCUUGUCCUUGUAAAUGCCACAUCUACAAAACCUGGCUGGAUUGAAUGGGGAUAUCAAAAGAUGAACUCUUGGUACUUGUGGAGUGGACAGAUGACUAACUUUACAGAGGAAUACCUGCUCUGGCACUGGUUUGGAAAGAAAACAAGAUGGGAUAACCACGAUCUUGUCAUGGUCUACAAGGAUUAUAUAAAGUCAAUAAACCCACAGAAUCUCUCUCUGUUCAUUGAGUCCUAUCUGAAGAGAACAGAUCUUGACAUGAUUCGUGAGUUAGAUAUGAUGAAGAAAGGCACCGUGAGAACCAUCAAAUGCCGCUCCAUGAUGCUGGUAGGUGAUGACUCACCACAUAUAGAUGAUGUUGUUGACAUGAAUGGACGUAUGGACCCAGAACAGACAGAUUUCCUUAAGAUAAGUGACUGUGGUGGUAUGCCGUUAGAGGAGCAGCCAGGCAAAGUGAGCGAGGCUUUCAGACUAUUCCUUCAAGGAAUGGGCUACAUUUCAAGCCUGCCUCGCUUCCAACAAUGAGACCUUCACAGAGCAGCAGUAGAACCAGUACAACAUCCAGCACAAGUAUUCUCAGCCACUCAGAACUGACGUCACAACCUGUUUGCUGAUAACAACCAAUCAAAACGCUUGUGUCAUAACAACUUGGUUUUUGCUUAAGUCUUGGACAAUAAUGUUCUCAGCUAGUCAGGUCUACUGUCUAAAAUAAAGCAUAAGCAAAAUUAUAUAUAGCUUGUUGAAAGGAAGAAGAAAGUUUCAAAACGUUCUUUUCUUGGUGUUGUUACUGUUUUUAUUGUUAAUAUGUUUAUUACACUUUUAAGACAUAGUUUACAUUUAUAUUCAGAGAUCCGUCGUCAAGUGCAUGUUGUUUACACAUCAAACAUAUGUAUUGUUUUUCUCUGUGGACUUACACGCUAUAACAUAUGCUAUUAUACAUAAUUUGGUUUGGUCAAUCAACUGAAGAAAUACAGAGCAAAGAACUUUCACUGUGAAAUAUAGUCAAAACACCCAAUAACUUUUGAUUACUGAAUCAUAACAUUCAAUUAGUAUCAUGAAUGAAUUAUUAUAAUGAUGUGACCAUUUGCAUUUUGUAAUGAAUUUAUUAUGAAUGUUAUAUUACUUAAUAGAGGCUUAAAUUUGCAGGAAUUGAGGUAUGCAAAAUUUUUAAAUAAAAAGGAAAUAAACAGCUUUCGAAUUAGUGUAGGAAGCAUUUGAUGGGGCAUAAAUAUCAGUUUUAUUUGAAUCUCAAAUCUGUACAUUGUGUAAAUUUGUAGUUUUGAUUUACUAUAAUUAUACAGUUUUGUUUGUUUCUUUGUAUUAAAACUGAAAACUUAUUAUUGUUUUUGUGGAGAGACAAAAUGAAUUUUUAUAUACUGAUGUAAAAUAUAUAAGUUACUAGCUAGUUUCUUUAAGGUUUAUAAGACUUGCAUUAACUAGUAUUGCCUUACAUACCUCAUUUGUUACUGUAAACUUUGUUUUUUAUUACAUGACUUACCUUCUUUUAUUAUUCCCCUAUAAUUUGUAAACAGAUGCUAUUUUGUGUGGGUUUUUUUGUGUAGCAAUUUUGUACACAUUACCUGUACAUAUUAAGGUUCAUGAUUUAUUAUCAGAAUAAUAACGUUGUGUGUUUCUUUGUUUAAAGGGGAUGAGUUUCAAAUGACAUUAUGAUAUGGGUUCAUUAUAUAGAACUUAAUACUAAAAUGAAAAUCAAUUCAUUGCUACAACUCAUCUUGUGUGUUUCACCUACAAAGUGAUUUUUCUCUGGUCCAUUCUGCUUAAAUUUAUAUAUAGAUUUCUUAGACGAAUAAGGUAUUAAAGUCUUCAAAUCUCUAUUUUUUUAAGAAACAAGAAACACCAUAUGUAUAGAGAUAAGAAUUUGUAUAGAGAGUUAAAAUGUUAAGAAACAGUAAUGAAGGGCCAUAAGACCAUGUGUAAGCACUCCCAUUUGCAGUGUAUGAACCUUAAACUACAUAGAUAUUUGUCUUUUAGUUAUACAUAUUUAUAAUAUAAUAUGAAGUCAACUAUGCAUAGAAUACUGUUGUUUCUGCUUAUAACUGUGAUAGAACUGUUCUGAAUUUGUGCAGACAUCCAGUGUUGUGUAUCCUUAAUUGGCUAUAUUUGAGCCGCGUCAUGACAAAACCAACAUAAUGCGUUUGCCGCGCAGUCUGAUCAGGAUCCAUGCUGUUCGCUUACCAACUCUAUUACAAGUAGAGAAACUGAUAGCGAACAGCAUGGAUCCUGAUCAGACUGCGCGGAUGCGCAGGCUGGUCUGGAUCCAUGCUGGUCGCAAACCCAUUAUGAUGGUUUUGUCAUGACGCGACUCAUUUAGUAAUUAGAACAUCAAGGUUAUGUAAACCCUGCUGUCAUAGAUGUUUAUGUUUUGUUUUACUGUUACCCCUGGUUUGUAGAUUGUUUUAAUGUAAACCUUAUAACAGACAUGAAAUAAUUUGUCAAGUGUUCAUGUAAAUAGAAAUAAGAGCUUUUUUUUGCUUUUUUAUUUUAUGAUUUUUCAUCAGUGAAAAAUGUGGUAUGUUUUCUUUUUUUAAACCUGCAAUUUAUGCCAAAGUGUCAUUUUGUUGACACAAUUUAGUAAAUAUUUGUACAUUGAUAUAUUUUGUUUUAUAUAUAUCGCUCGGUUUGCCGUGUUUAACAUUCCUUAUUGUUUAUAUUUUGUCUAUAAUGUGUUUUAUCAGAAUAGUUAAUGAAAAGUUAUUAUUUUCAGUGUACGAAAAGUAUACAUUUGUGUAUAUGGGGGAUUUAAAAUAAAUGCUUAUCAAGCAAAAUGAUAUUAUCCCCACCCCCAAACAAAGGCCACUUUCACACUUUCCCCUUGGUGGCCUUGUUGACAAGUUUGACUGUAUAUAUGAAGAUAUCGAAAAAUGCUUGGUUUUAAAUUGUAUUGCAAUUAACUUGUGGGCAUUAUAUGUACAAAUGCAUAUUUGAAAUGCCCUGUACAUAACACAAAUGUUAAAAUAACACAAAAUUAAAUUAAUAUAUAUGUAGAUUGAGUAGGUGAUCUUAUAUCAAGUAAAUCUUUAAUAAAAUAUGAUAAAUGAAAAAUCAUGAAUAUAACUGUACCUUUAUUUACAGAUAUAAAAAUAUAUGAAAUUAACAGUUACGGAUAACAUUUAUGUAUUAAGUGUUUGUAAAGUUUAGUUUCUAGUCCUUACUUACAGCUGCAAAAAUGACAUUUGUAUUAUAAAUUUGUUUGUUAUUAUAAUUGUUUGUGUUAAAUGUAAGUUUGAAAUGACUUCAUGUUAAUGUAAAUACAUUUUUUAUGUGCAAUCAAAAGUAUGAAAAAAUGAAAUAAUACAAAUGUUUUUGGUUCCAUUAUUUUCCUCAGCUUAUCAGGAAUUAAAGUUACUGUUUAAUUUUUUGUGUGAUGAAAUUGUUUUACAUUUAUUUUUUGCUGCUCCUAUGUUUUCAUGGUAAUGUCACAAAGUUCUUAAUUUCCAUUUAACAUAUAUCAUUGCUUAAUCAUAUAUGUAUGAAAUAUGAACCCCUUGUUGUAAAAUUGUUGACACCGCUUCAUGCAAAGUAACAGUGACAGUUUGUUAAUAUACUACUCAAUUUCAUCCUUGAUUUAAGUUGUCAUUUACAGAAGAUUGGCAGUUUUCAAUAUUUACUACUAUAUCUACUCAGAAUGUUAAAUCAAUAAAACAUAACAUGUGAACAUGAAAUUUCAGGCAUGGAGUUCAUGUUCAAACUUUUUUUAAAUAAGGAAAUUAAAAGAAAUUUCUUGUAACUUGGUUUAUUUCAGAACUUCAGUAUACUUUUAAUCUGAAAUAUGACCUCGAGAAAUUUUAUAUUUUAAUGACAAGAUAUGUAUAACGGAGUAGUACUCGUUUGAAACUAGUGGUACUAGUAGGACAUAAAGAUGUACACUAAGGUUUUUUUAACAUUUUGAAUUAAUUAAAACCUAUGGUUUAAAGAGUUUAUAUUUCUUGUUAAAAUUAGAUGGGACCAAUAUAUUUUAAGCUAAAAAUUUUGAAAUGGUUUUCAGCCUGUUCAACUUUUAUUUGCGUCCGUAGCCAAGUGGUAAAGGUGUUCAGCUGCAAACCACUUUCUCGUCACCGUUGUGGGAUUCGAUUCCAGUCAGGGUCUUUGAGUUCUUUCUGGCGAGGAAGCUAUUCAGCUAGCUUACAAACUGUCAGUGGUUCCACUCAUCCACUCAGAGUCUGGCCCCUGUCUGAAAUAUUAACAAUUAUGAAAAAAAAAUGGUUUGUCUAAGUCUGGAUUAUGUGUGAAUUUAUUAUAAAUGGUUACAAUCUCCCUCCAGCUGACUUCGGUUAUAUUUUACAUUGUUCGAUGUUAUGCCAGUUGUCAGGUUAUGUUUUUUCUACUUAGUGUAAUUAGUUCACAGACAGAAAAUAAACAGGAUUUGAAAAGACUG